Messenger RNA from Cyclospora cayetanensis, 2160 nucleotides. RefSeq lists its product as uncharacterized. NCBI's taxonomy places the organism in Eukaryota, Apicomplexa, Conoidasida, Eucoccidiorida, Eimeriidae. The transcript has 3 exons. The coding region runs from base 1 to 2160 and encodes 719 amino acids. The record is from RefSeq and is a predicted model, not a curated record.
AUGUACGGCGAUCCCCCCACUGCCACCGCUGCCGCAGCAGCAGCAGCAGCAGCAACAGUGCGCCUAGCAGCAGCUUCUGCAGCUUCACUGCGCGGGGAGGAAGACGAAGAGGAGGAGCGAUGCUCUCCCCUUGUUGCCGCAGGAGUCUGCGUCUCCCCAGCAGCGGCUCCUCCCUCCGCCGAAGGGCAGGAAGACGAGGCGUUCGAUGGCGCCGCUUCUGUGUCUUCGACAGAGGAGCUGGGGAGACAGCUGCGCCCUCCCGGGUACGACGGUGAUUGCCUCGAGUGUCGCCAGCACGUGCUGUCUGUGCUUGGCGUGCUGGUGAGAGCCUUAGGCCCUCAGCGACGUCCUUCUUCGGGGAGUGCGGCUGUUUCUGCUGCAGUUGCACCCCGGCAGGUGUCUUCCGAGGCUUGCGGAAAGGGAGCUCCAAAAGAAGACGCAGCACCCCUAUCGCUAGUGGAGCUGCAACUCCUCAUGGCUGCAGCGGGGGAUGCAGUGCAGGCAGAGGCUUUGCUGCGUCGGAACGCGGCAGAGCUGCUGCUGCUGCUCAUGCAGCACUGGAUUUUACCCGCGACUGAAUAUCUAGGAUCUGCCGCGGGAGUUCAAAAACUCGAUGGGAGCUCCGCCUCCUUUGUUGCCGCUCGACGCACGGAAGCGGUCUGUCGAGCGGCUGGCAUAUCCGUCUCCGUCCUGACAGAGCACUUGCUUGGAGCCGCUGCAAAUCUCGUUUCUGCAGAGCCUGAUGCUGACGAUCCUGAGGGAGCUGCCGCAGCGGAGGCUUUGGAAGCAGCGCUGCCACUGGCUGCUGAAGUCUUUGCCUUGGCCCUUCUGGUGUGUACCGACGCUGGUUCUUUGAGAGAGGCUUUUCGCGGCAUAGCGGCGUCUCUAGGCUUUCGCCACGAGCAACGGCAGCAGCUGUCGCUACAGCAGCAGGUGCAGCUCGCGCGAAAGAAGCGUCUGCUUCUCGUGCGACUAGCGCCGACGGAAGAAGCCGCGCAGGAGCUGCUCUCGAGCUGUCUCUACGUGGUGAGGCAAGCGUUGCAUGCGCCGCUGUUGCGCAUGGCUGCUCACUGCCUCUCUCUCCUCCUCGCUCUAGAAGACUUCGACAUGGGCGCCACUGCGGGAGUAGCUGCCGCUGCAGAAUCAGCAGCACGCUUCCGAAAGCGCUCCAGCGGGGAAGCCGCGACUGCUGCUGCUGCUCCCGCCACGCCUGUCGAGAGCAGAGUAGAGGAAAUCUUGGGGGCGACUCCCCCCCUCGUGCAGCUCUUGCGGCGGAAGCCUCAACGAAGGCUUCUUCUGCUCGUUUCCGUCGAGAGAGCCGCAGAGCUGCUGCGCCUUCCUGGCCUGCCUGACACAGCCUCAACUCCCUCCAUGGAUCUCUCCGUUCCAGCCAGAAGGCGAGCCGCAGUCUUCAUGCAGCUGCUGCAGCAGCAAAUGCGGGAGCAGCCACUCCUCGACGAGGAACAGAGCACUGCCCUCUCUGCCCUCGUGCUGCUAUCCGCAGACUUGCUGAAACGCGACCCCCUGCUGCUCCUGCAAAGGCUCCCCAACGGGCUUCCCAAGCCGCUGAUCACUGCGGAAAUGCUGAUCCAAAUAGGCUGCUGCAGCUGCAUGUGCUGUGGCGAUGACAGGGCACUGGAAGCGGCGCUUCUGCUGCUUCUCGCGGUGGAAAAAAACGGCGAAAAUGCAGGAACCAAGGCGGAUGAGGGAGGCGACAUCGACGAUCCCCUGGCAAUUUUUGACAACGACGGCGAGGCUUCCCCCCUUCUCACAGGCACGCAGCCAUCCGAAGGAAACUCUGAAGGCAGCAGGACGGAAGGGCACAAACCGGAGAAGCGCGAGGCAGCCAGCCGCUCUGCUCCUGGUUCAGAAAAUACCAGCAGCAAAGACAGCAGCACUGUAAAGCACAUGCAAGAUAUGGCUGCCUAUGUUCGCGGUGCAAUAGCUGCGUAUUGCCAGGAACUAUUAGAGGCGCCCGUGGGAGCUGAUGUCAUCGAGCGUACAAUGCUGCUGCUGCAAGAGGAACCUGAAUACUGCACUGAGCAUGAGCGAGGAGCAUCCGUUCUGCUGCUCUUGCAGCAUGCUAAAAGCAGCCAAAUCGAAAUAUAUAAGACGGAAGUCCAAAGCCUCAUGAGAUCGCUCAAGAAUAAGCAGUUUUAG